Messenger RNA from Amphimedon queenslandica, 4207 nucleotides. Its product is annotated as transmembrane protein 17-like. The transcript is spliced from 4 exons. The record is from RefSeq and is a predicted model, not a curated record. Gene Ontology annotation, cellular component: ciliary transition zone. Gene Ontology annotation, biological process: non-motile cilium assembly. Bases 3552 to 4094 code for a protein of 180 amino acids. Lineage: Eukaryota; Metazoa; Porifera; Demospongiae; Haplosclerida; Niphatidae.
GCAUUGUGGCUAAGCAACUAAGCUUUCUAAAGCCUGCCUUUCUACUAGAAAUGAUUUGUUUUACCUCAACAGGCAUUUCUUUCAGCUUCUUGUGUGGCCUUAGAGGGUAUCACAUCUAUCAGACAGUGUGGGCUUCGAAAUUACAUGAAUUGCUUUCUACGGAGCACGAACAGAACAACUUAAGUGUACUGUACAUGACCACCAUGCCAUAGCAGCAACAAAAAUGCUUCCAGGGUGCUUAUCAUCUGCCUGUAUUGUAGGACACUUGCCAAGAGAAAAUAUUAUUAUUGUUAUUAUUAUUAAUGAACUUCACAAUACACAUAGACAAGACAACAGAAUAAGACCCAGAAGACUAGAUAGUACUGUAGGAGAAACUGUGAUGAAACACAGAGUCCCAAAAAUAAAACAAAACAAAACAGGAUGAAAAGGAGCUACAAAAUUAAGUUUAAUAAAUAAAAUUAAAAUUAUAAAAUUACAGGAAUGACUCAAUACACCUACUGCAUGGACAUAAAAAGUGGAAUGUGCAAAAUUGUGAUGAUUCAAACUUAUCUAAAAAGGUCUGCCACAUCAGAUCAACUAAUCAUCUCUUAGUGGAGGUCAAUGAGCAAUCGAGUGUAUCAGCUUGGUCUAUUAGCUGUAUCCAUAGUUGUGGUAGUCGGUUGAUAUAAAAGUGGCGAGACAAAUUAUGCUUUGUGUAACUAUGACAUAAUUUACGACCGUUGGAUCUAGUACAGGAGGAGGAGAAUGAUACAUGUUGUAGGAUAUCAAAAGAAGGAUUACAAAACUGAACUGAUUUCAUGAAAAAGACAACAUCAUUGAUCUCAUAGGUCAUCAUCAGGGGAAGAAGCUCGAGAGUAAACCAAUCUAAAUCUGUAAUCCGAAUCGUAGUCAUUUAAAAUCCAUUUGGUGGCUCGUCGUUGAACACUCUCAAUUAAUGCUAUAUCCUUAAUAAGGUGGGGGCGCCAGAUUGGUGAGCAGUAAGUCAAUUGUGAUCUGAUGAGAAUUAUGUACAGUUGUUUCCUUACUGAUGUAGAUGACAGAGUACCAACAGUUCUAUGUAUGAGACCCAGACUUUUCAGAAAUGUCUGGAGCAACCAGAUACAUAAUGGAGCAUGGAGCAGUUGUAACACUAAAAGUUGCAGAUGUCCACUAUUGCAUAUCACCUUUAGUCAGUGGCAGAUUUAAGGGGGGGAGGGCCCCCAAAAUUUUUCUGGAGUAAUGUAAACUCAGUUUUACCGAUAUUGUGAAACAGCUGCAGUACUGGACUAUGUAAACAAUCUUUAAACCACAAUAGAUGAAUAGAGCUCAUUUUAACAGCUAAUUUUGUCUUUCCUAAAAAGUCUGCUAUGGUUCUGCCAUGUUGUGCACAUGCACAAGCUUAAUUGACCACACGUUCUAAUUACCCCCACCCAUCUCAUAAUUGCCCCCCAGAAAGAUUAAAUCCUAGAUCCUCCCCUGCCUUUAUUACCAGGAGGACUAGAAAUCCCAGUCAUAGCACAGGUUCAAAUGACAUAAAUAGGACUGCUUUAGUUGAAUACAAAGUUCUAGUCAAAAGACUCUACAAGAAACCCUUCAAUGGAAAGUUUGAACAUGCAUUGCUGCACUUUUGAAAGAGUUGGGUGUGGCAAAAGGAGAUAUAAUCGAAGAGGGAAAGAUAGAAGAGAUAGACAAAGAGGAGAAGGUAGAGAUUCAAGAACUGAAUUAAUCAUCAUAAAAUUAAUAUUCAUAGUUAUUAUGUGUGUCACCACACCCACAUCAAUUAUCGUUAAAAGCAUGGUUAAAAGCCGCUAGGUAACAUGACUUUACUAUGUUUCCUUCAGCCAGUCUCUAGAACACAAUCUUCCAGACUUAUGUCAGUACAAGUCAAUAAAGACUUCCGUUUACUUGGAGUGGCCUUUCAGAGUUCCAAUGCUAUACGAAACGAUAACUUACAUUUACAUUCUUUUUUUCCAAAGAGCAUGUUUCUACAUUGGCUCAAUGUUAUAAGCGUUGUGCCCUUGGUUUUCCUUACUCCUCAGAAGCUAUGCUUCUGCAUAUACUAAUAUUGUACCAGUUUAGUGCUGACCUCAGAUUCUUAAAUCUAGGAGACGCUACUUAAAGUAGGAAAACCACCACAGUCUUGUCUAAUCAACUUAGUUUAUGUUACAACAUGCCUUAAUUCACAGUGUCAUUUUUAUAAUUCUAUUAUUACUAUUAUACUCAUAUUUUCUAAAACUUGUAUAAUAAUAAUCACUAAAGUUUCUUAUGCAAACAUUGUCCAUCUUGUAACUAGCAGGUCAGAAUUAUACAGGGUUUUGUUUUGUAAUGAUAGUAAUAUUAUAAUAGUUGCUUCUUUGCUUGUCAUACCACCCUUUUUGUAACUGCUUUUUUCUAUUAAAUUAUAAAACAUUAGAACAAGGUGAGUGUAUUAAUAAAUACAUGCAGCUCUCUUAUGACUUACCAUAAUUUGCCUUUUUUUCGUUGUGGAAAUACAUGUAUUUUUGUAUGGUCUUAAAAUGAUGAAAAUAUUUCAAUCGAAAAUUUUUGAGCAACCAAAAUUUGUGACCUAAUUCAUCAAUGAAAGACUAAGGUACUGCCUGAUGAGUAGGUAUCUUCUUGCAGCUCUAACCUUGCUCUUUCCACUGGUGCUUGCUGUACUUCAAUCAGUUGCUUCACUACUGAGUUAUAAAAUGAAAUGGUCCACCAUGUGACAAAAGUAGCCAUUUAAUGUUUCCCUUUAUUAUCUAUAAAUUGGUCAUUGCUGCAUCUCCAGUACUAUCCGUCUACUAGAGAUGUGCCGAUAUGGGUUUUAGCCAAUAUGCCAAUAUUAACAUAGCCAAUACUGGCCAAUGCCGAUACCGAUCCGAUAUUUUCCUUCCUACCUUUUAGGCACAAAUUUACACAUGUACCAUGUGAUUUAUACACUUCCUACUUUACUAUCUUGACUAAUUUUAAGUAGUCCCAGUUAUAGAAUCAUUUUGAGAUUUUUUCUAGCUCAUAAUGUCUUAAAAUUAAUUAAUUAACCCUUUAUUAUUGUGCAUAUGACCAUGUGUUGCUAUGUCUGCAAGAUUCAUGCAAAGAAACCGAUAACCGAUACUAUAAAAAGCAGGUCGAUAAGCCGAUAUCUGAUAUGCCAAUCGAUUAUCGGUACAUCUCUACCAUAUGAUAGUAAUGUCGGGGAACAGCCAGGUCAAGAAUUUCAUAUCUCAAGAAUUGUAAACACUACUAUAGCGGCCUUGUUACCAUUAUGUAAAGGACAAAGUAUAUGCAAGAGAAGCUAAAUUUUCAGACUGCAAAAAUUUUUGUACACUAUGAGAAGACGAAAAUAUUUCCACUUGAAUUUUUCUUAAUUGAAAAAUUUUUGUUCAAAAAAAGACAAAUUAUGGUACCUUUCUUAUUUUAUAAUCAACCAUUGUUUAACUUUAUAGCCAUUUUGUAAGUGUAUCUAAGAAGCCUGAUUCUAUAAGAAACUGUCACAAACAUACAGAAAAGAUCCAAGAAGGCAGCAGUCAAGGCAAGAUAGGCUACACUUAUAACGUUCAUACUGAAUAAAGCAGUAUUGACCAGAUUCAAUGGACAAAGCACAACAAGAACAGAAAUGCUGCUGCAGUUUAGUUGCCAUUCAACGUGUUGAGGUUGUAUCUCACCUACUUCUUCAGAUGACUCUUCAUUUUAAUAUUUACUAUUCUUUUCCUUGGAUGCUAUCUCUUAUUAUUGGAUUGGAACUUAAGUUCAGUUUCCUCUUGAGUCAUUACAAAUAUGUAACAGUUGCAGUCUAUGUCAUCCUGUUUACUGUGGAAAUGUUGAGGCUUUACUUGGGAUAUGAAGGUAAUCUCAGGGAGAAGGUUGCUGAAUUGGCUGGCUUCUGGUUACUAACUGUUUUGCAACUGUUACUGGUGCUUUAUCUUGUGGUUAAUGUGAACACUGUUCUAUUGCCCUUAGAGUUUGCAGUUAAUGGUCCUCUACUGUUUUUUUUAUUUGUACAGAUUGUUACCGGAUUUAGAUCACUUCAGUUAAUGAUUCAAGCACAAAAAGUCAAGUAUCACAUUAGUUUACUAAAAUUUGGACAAAGCUUGCAGAAUAUUGAGAAACUCGAUCAAUUUGACUUAAACUAAUUUUUCAUAGUUUUCUGAAGGUGAUGGAGUGUGAGUAUUAUGGGUGGAUAUUUUUUAUGAUAGUUAAUGUGUUGACAGAUAUUUAAUCUUAUCAUUUUGAUUGACACACCUUA